Molecule: messenger RNA, 1841 nt
Organism: Plodia interpunctella (Indianmeal moth)
Lineage: Eukaryota; Metazoa; Arthropoda; Insecta; Lepidoptera; Pyralidae
Exons: 6
Coding region: 330-1625 (431 amino acids)
Biological process (GO): negative regulation of Notch signaling pathway; positive regulation of neuron differentiation
Cellular component (GO): nucleus
Molecular function (GO): DNA binding; transcription corepressor activity
Source: RefSeq, a predicted model, not a curated record
GGUAUUUAUCUACAUCCUGUUUCACACAUUUUAACACAAAUAAACGUUACUACGUCAUAAACCUUUGUUUUAAAGAUAACGACGAUUGAAUGAGGGUGCGGCAUUAACAAAAGAAUAUUUAAACAGUCUACUAUCUUACUAGGAAGUUGCUUGCAAAAAAGGAUGGAUUUUUUGUGGGUCUCGGGUUGGGCCGUUGGCGAAUUGUAUUGUUCGAGUUUCUUGGGGCGGGGGAUGCAUUAAAUGCAGUUAGGGUGCAAUGAAUCUUUUACCUGGAAAACAACGAGGGUUGGGUACUUCGGUAGUGUAUUACCGAAUUUCGAAGACACAGUAUGUCUCGGUGUGCAGAAAAGUGGUUGUUGGUGCAGUGGGAUGAUAGUGGUGUUGAUGUGGUGCAUGUCAGGAGUUUGACGAAUACCCGACAUGAGGACAUCCAGCCUGGAGCCCCUAUGUCGGCUUUUUUGAAAGGGGAACCGAAAGCGGGAACUUUCAUUUGUAAAUCCCACGAUCGUCACCUAUUGGAGCAAAUGCAACUGAAGAUGAAGGACGAGGCGAAAGGCGGUCCAAGCGGGGAGGGGGGGCAGGGGGAAGAACCAGGCGACUUCUCAGACAGUGCCUCGUCAUGGGAGCCUAGUGAUGACCAUGCUUCUGAAUCCGACGAGAUGGAGGAAAAGAAAGUGAAGUUGGACCACUUCAGAAAGCAAUCUAUACAAGAAAAGCCCAGAAAAAGGAUACUCACCCCGUCACACAGAGCCAAUGCAGUCAUACCAGAAAUUAUGCAGCGAGGAAAGCACUCAACCAAAAAGCCAGCCAACAGAAAACGCACUUACGGAUCCACUAAACCGAUAAAUGAUGAUAAACUGCCAGAUUCGACUAAAAAGAACAUGGCACGCGAAAUAAUACUACAAAAUGUCACAAUUGACCUCAAUGAUAUAAUGGAAAUACGGGAGUGUUUCAGAGAUCUAUUUCAAAUGGUCAAAGACAUGUCGCUUGGUCAAGUCCCGUGUGUGGGAAAUGCGCCAGUCAAACCUGACCUCUCAAAUACAUUGACAAACUUACCGUGUGCGACUGAUGAUGAGAAGGAGAAUGAUAGAAGCCGUAGUGCCGAGUCUGAUCGCUCUGAAGACAACAUUCUUAUUAGCAACAAAUAUAAGAAUUAUAAUGGAAAUGACAGCAACAAUACCAGCAAUAAAAAAAGUCCAACACCGAACAUACCGGAGGGUGAAUGGAUAGCAAUCGGCAGUGGAAAGACGUUGUUACACAAAGAUAAAUUCAGGAAAGUCAAUUGGAAAUCCUACACAAUAGCAACAAGAACAUUAUUACUGGCUUUAUUCCCACGAAGGAUCUUAGCGACUCAUUCUCUAACAGGGAAGAAGUCACCGGCGUUUCGAAACAAACCAGCGAAAAUGUGUCUCGAUCCAAAAAUAAUUUCCGAUGUUAUUAUCGAAAUCCAGGACAGAUUCAACGUGAAAGAAAAUCUUAUCAGGAGUAUCAUAACAACAAAGUGUGCUGACGAAUGUAAAAUGUACAAAAUGAGACAAGAUAGAAGAAAGACCGUGACUUUGAUGCGGAAACAAGAAAUUGUAAAUGAUGAAACUGAGGAAGACAGAAACAAUAGAACUGCCUGAUGGAUAAAGAAUUUCCAACGCAUUCUCUUUGGACAAAAUAGAAUGAAAUCUAAACUUAAAACAUUGGGUUCAUGGCUAGAAUUCUAAAAUAAUUUCUACAAUAACACAAUUUCAGCCAAUGUAAUAAAUUACAUUUGUUUGACUAGAUAUAAUUAACAGUGAUUAAAUUAUUUCUAUCUAAUUUUAGAUAUUAAUUACAUAAUAUUUUUUCUAUAA